GGGAGGCCGGCUGGGCGGAGGAGGCGGGAGCGAGCGCUGCAGCCUGCGACGUCGGGGCCGUGGCCUCUGCUGUCCGUGCGCCACUCUGGGUCCCUGCGCCCAGGGCGCACGGUGGAGACGGACGCGGCGGCGCCAUGGAGCCACUGCCCUCUGCCCGCGCGGAGCUGCAGUCCCCGCUCGCCAACGUCUCGGACGCCUUCCCCAGCGCCUUGCCCAGUGCGAGCGCCAACGCGUCGGGGCCGCCGGGCGCCCGGAGUGCCUCAUCCCUCGCCCUAGCCAUCGCCAUCACCGCGCUCUACUCGGCUGUGUGCGCAGUGGGGCUGCUGGGCAAUGUGCUCGUCAUGUUUGGCAUCGUCCGGUAUACUAAGUUGAAGACCGCCACCAACAUCUACAUCUUCAACCUGGCCUUGGCCGAUGCUCUGGCCACCAGCACGCUGCCCUUCCAGAGUGCCAAGUACCUGAUGGAAACGUGGCCGUUCGGAGAGCUCCUGUGCAAGGCCGUGCUGUCCAUUGACUACUACAACAUGUUCACCAGCAUCUUCACACUCACUAUGAUGAGCGUGGACCGCUACAUUGCUGUCUGCCACCCCGUCAAGGCCUUGGACUUCCGGACGCCUGCCAAGGCCAAGCUGAUCAACAUAUGCAUCUGGGUCCUGGCUUCUGGUGUUGGGGUCCCCAUCAUGGUCAUGGCAGUGACUCAACCCCGGGAUGGAGCAGUGGUAUGCAUGCUCCAGUUCCCCAGCCCAAGCUGGUACUGGGACACGGUGACCAAGAUCUGUGUGUUCCUCUUCGCCUUCGUGGUGCCGAUCCUCAUCAUCACCGUGUGCUACGGCCUCAUGCUGCUGCGCCUGCGCAGCGUGCGUCUGCUGUCGGGCUCCAAGGAGAAGGACCGAAGCCUGCGGCGCAUCACGCGCAUGGUGCUGGUGGUAGUGGGCGCCUUCGUAGUGUGCUGGGCUCCCAUCCACAUCUUCGUCAUCGUCUGGACGCUGGUGGACAUCAAUCGGCACGACCCACUUGUGGUGGCCGCGCUGCACCUGUGCAUUGCGCUGGGCUACGCCAACAGCAGCCUCAACCCUGUGCUCUAUGCCUUCCUGGACGAGAACUUCAAGCGCUGCUUCCGCCAGCUUUGUCGCGGGCCCUGCGGUGGCCGCCAGGAACCCGGCAGCCUCCGCCAGACCCGCCAGGCCACCGCGCGUGAGCGCGUCACUGCCUGCACCCCCUCCGACGGCCCUGGCGGUGGUGCUGCUGCCUGACCUACCGGCACUCCCCGCUAAGCACCCCACCCAAGAGAAAGUGACCUGGCGGGCCACACCGAACCUCCUGGGAGGCCCGGGCCACCAUCUGGGCAGCUGGAAUGGGGCCUGCGCAGAGGGGUGGCCUCCGGUAGGGGCGGGGCCUGAGGGAUCCAAGGUUUUGGGUUGGAGGGGUGGGGGUGUCAGAGUGAGUGACACCUCCAAUGGGGCAGAGCUUCAAGCCUUGGGAUAGCCUCGAACUCUGGCCUUUUGAAUACCCAGUUCCAAUCUGAGGAUUCCAGCUCUAGAAACCAGCAAGGACAGUGAUGAGAUCGAUGACUUGAUAGCAGGGAGAGUCUGAGCACCUUUGUGGUAUAGGGAGGAGCCUCUUAGGGGAGGUGAGAGGACCAGUCAGGCAGUCAGGAAGGGCACUUAAGGGUUUGGGCAAGAGAUAGACACCGACUGCUCCCCACUCCCCCCACCCCCGUGUAGGUAAGGGGGGCAGAGCUGGGAGCUUCAGUUUGGAGAAGAGUCCAGGGUCUCACCAGGUUCUAACCGCUAAACUCGCCUGAGGCUAGGUCUGAUUUAACUUUUCUAUACAGAGAAUACAAGCUGGGCCUAAUGUGGCAGGUUGGUGUAAUUCCAGUCAUGCUGGAGGCUGAGGCUGGGAAAUUAAAGGCCAGCCUGGGCAACUUAGUGUCUAAAACUAAAAAGUAAAGAGGGCUGAGGGUGUAGCUCAGUGGCAGGGUGUUUGUGGGGGGCUCUGGGAUCAAUGAGACAAAACAAAAAACCCUCCAAACAACAGCAAAACCCCCGGGGGCAGGUCAGUGGGACAGAAGCAGUGGCUCCUGGGUUCUGGAGCAAGGCCCCAGAAUCAAGUUCUGAUGGCAUCCUUGAGGCUCAGGAAGGACUGAGACGGUUCUAGGACCCCAAUAGCACAGACAGGAAGUGGAAGUAGAACCUAGAGUGUUGGCUCAGGGGUUAAGUGCACUUCCUGGUUUUGCAAAGGAUACAGAUUCAGUUCUCAGUACCCACAUGGUGGCUCACAACCAUCUGUAACUCCUGUCCCAGUCAGUCCGAUGCCCUUUUCUGACCUCUGUGGACACCAGGCAUGAACAUGGCUCACAUACACACAUGCAGGCUAAACACUCAUAUACAUAAAAUAGGCCUUAAAAAAAAGUGGAGCUGGACUUGGUGGCUUAGGCCUUUAAUUCCAGCACCUAGGAGGCAGAGGAAGGUGGAUCUCUGUGAGUUCACAUUUAGCUUGGUCUACAGAGUGAAUUCCAGGACACCCAGGGAUAUAUAGUGAGACCCUGUCUCAAAAAACAAAAUAAAACAGAGAUAUGUGUUAGGUGGAGAGUAGAUAGUUGGGCAGGGUGCCGAGGCUUCUGCUUAUGGGUUAAAUCAUGAAGACUGACAGUGGAUGCUUUGGGGAUUCCCAGGGACCUAGUGUCUAUGGAUCAGUACUGGAGCACAGAUACCCACCUUGUUUUGAGUACCCCAUUUGUGGCACCUCAACGUCAGCCAGGAGUUGCCAGAACUACCAAAUACUUGGAUCCUCAAUAAGAACCUGGAAGAAUUUGAGGCCAGCCAGUUCGGGCUCCAAAGCUACACAGAGAAACUCUGUCUGGAAAACAAAACAAAACAAAAAAAAGAUAGAGAAGCUGGAAGGAGUCCCCUCCCCUUCCUCCAGCAUCUGGCUGCCCAUCAGAUAGAUGUCUGGUGUCAGUGACUCUCAGGGACUGGAGCUGCCCAAGUAGGACCCAACUUUGAAGGCAUUGAGGUAAGAAGGUUUUUAUAGCAAUGAUGUCGGCAUGGUCCUUCGCUGGCUCUCCGUUUGCCUCCUGGGUCCCUCAUCUGCUCUAGCUGCCCCCUACCAGCUCCUGAGGGUGGACACAGGAACUUAUCCAUGCACUCCUGGCUCCCAGUUCCCCUGGAUUCAUUGUUUGCCUUGUCCCCUGUGCCUCCCCCACUGCCUGAGCAACCUGCCCCUGACUCUGUAUUGAAGCAGCCUGCUGACAUUCUUGUAAAAACAAAUUUAAUUCUCUUCCUUUUUUGGGA
Molecule: messenger RNA, 3293 nt
Organism: Mesocricetus auratus (golden hamster)
Lineage: Eukaryota; Metazoa; Chordata; Mammalia; Rodentia; Cricetidae
Gene: Oprd1
Product: opioid receptor delta 1
Exons: 3
Coding region: 135-1253 (372 amino acids)
Biological process (GO): neuropeptide signaling pathway; G protein-coupled opioid receptor signaling pathway
Cellular component (GO): neuron projection; membrane
Molecular function (GO): neuropeptide binding; G protein-coupled enkephalin receptor activity
Source: RefSeq, a predicted model, not a curated record